CCCCCCACCCAGAGCGUAAGCCCGUUCAGGAAAAGAGGCAGGGACGCCAUACACAUUUCCUCUCGUUGAAUAAAGUCAUUCGCUUGCUCAGACGUCUUCUUGGGCCGUGUGCAUAAGCUUGGUUGCAAACAAGCACUGACUGACGGGCGGGCUACGCUGUGUUGGAGAGGGAGCAGAAGUGAAGAAGCGGAGACAUAAUUUCAGUCAUAUACAUAUUUUUGUUGUUUUAGUUAGAUUCGACAGCCGGUGUGGUAGCCAUGGCCCGUGGGCACCAGAAGAUCCAGUCCCAGCAGAAGAACGCCAAGAAGCAGGCCGAGGCGAAGAAGAGCAAAGGGCACGACCAGAAGGCUGCCGCCAAGGCUGCCCUGGUGUUCACCUGUGCAGUGUGCCGGACACAGAUGCCCGACCCGAAGACUUUCAAGCAGCACUUUGAGAGCAAACACCCCAAAUCGCCCCUGCCCCCGGAGCUGGCGGACGUGGAGGCCUGAGCGGGCGAGGCCGCGCUCUGCACAGUCUCAGAGCGCCGGUGAGACCCCCGCAGGUUCAGGACGAGCGUGCCGCCCCUGAGCUCGACUGCAGUUUCUCUCACAGGCAGCGAUGCAACCUUAACACUGACGCCAACUCGCCAUGUGGACUGUGUCGGUCUCCCUUUCUUACUUUCUGUGGAAACACUUUUUAUUUUAUUUUUUUCAGUUUAAAAAAAGUGCUGGUUUGGGGGUUAAUUUGGGUGCAGAAUUUGUCAGGAUAAUAAAUGGUUCAAGAACGUUCGAUUCAGUUGGAUUUCAAAACCGAGGCCCUUUGAAUUUCAUGAGAAUGAGAUGGUACUUCAAAAAGAUGCUAAAUUGUUUUUUUUUUGUUCUUAUUAGGUCAUCAAAAUUUGCUGUAACCAUCAGAUCAUCAGGCUUGAUUCAGAACAAAAACUAUCAAAGGUGGUGUUACACUGUUUAUAUUAUUUAAUAUCACCACUGUGCGGUUUUAAACGUGUCUCCAAAUGUUUCAAAUGUGCCGAUUUUUGUUGGAAAAUUGUUUUCGGCCAGAACAAUUGUUCGUCUGUUAGGGUCUCUGCAGUGCCCGGCGGUAUUACGUAUGAAAGAUUUUAUAAUGCCCUGAGAAAUGGAAGCCGAGCAUUUAUUGAUAGGAUGGUUGGAUGUUCCCCAGUGAGGGUAAUGUUUCUAUAUUCUGUACCACUUUGUAUUUAACAUUCACACGUCAAUGUGUACAUGGUGCAUAAAAUCAAUCAUUGCCUCAGAGAAAUGACCAUAUGAACAGAACCUAUGGUUUAUAUUUAAAUUCACUUGAAAGUCUUGAUUGGCACAGUGAAUCUAUUGGUUAUUGCGCAUAGUUCAAAGGCUGCUUUUGUUCGUUUUUAUUCCAGUAGUAUUGAGCAUCCUUGUAUUCCUUUGUGAUCAUGUUUUCUCCACGUUGAUUUGCCAUACUGUCAUUUGCUUCUUGUGAUAUCUGGUUUAAAAAAACUGGGAAAAUCGAAAUGGAACCACCUGCUUUGGCUUCUCUUGGCUUCCCUGUUUUCCUCUAAAAAUGAUUUCACAUUGAUUUACUGCUACCGGAAUCCUGAAAGCAUUCCCAUUCUGCAUGGCUUCGGUUUUUGUCACUUUCAGGAAUAAACGUCUGUUCUUUCCCUGAUUUCUGAAUGUGCUGUGUAUUGUAGUGUGUGUAGGUGGCCCUGUGGUGUACCCUUUUUGGACUGAGCUGUAGUUUUUUGCUGCUAAGUAGCUGUCAGUGUCUCAUUAUCGAGCUUCUCAAAAGUGCUAACGGAGGGGUGAUUGGAGUAAAUUGAGAAUCAGUCUUAUCUUCAGCCUAUUUAUAAUCCUCUGCUGUAAUGAACCACUGGUGUAUGGCAGCACUCCGCUGUCCUAGAGACUGGUCUGUUUUUCAGCAAAAUUUUUACUCUUGUAAUUUUAAAUGUGCCCCUAUGAUGUAAUAUAACAUUUUAAUAAAGUAUUACUUUGGUUAAUA
Messenger RNA from Anguilla anguilla (European eel), 1974 nucleotides. It is a transcript of the gene znf706, whose product is annotated as zinc finger protein 706. Bases 258 to 488 code for a protein of 76 amino acids. Lineage: Eukaryota; Metazoa; Chordata; Actinopteri; Anguilliformes; Anguillidae. The record is from RefSeq and is a predicted model, not a curated record. The transcript has 3 exons.